Molecule: messenger RNA, 819 nt
Organism: Puccinia triticina
Lineage: Eukaryota; Fungi; Basidiomycota; Pucciniomycetes; Pucciniales; Pucciniaceae
Exons: 5
Coding region: 1-819 (272 amino acids)
Source: RefSeq, a predicted model, not a curated record
AUGGCGAACGUGGCCGUAAUCCAAGGCUCAUCCAGGGGGAUCGGCUUAGCUCUAACCCGACAUCUUUUGAAACAUACCAAGCUGCAAGUCGUAGCCACUUCACGAACUCCUCAAGAGGGUAGAGCACAAAUCUUAGAAAAACUCGAGAACUCGACCAAGCUCAGCAAAAGACUACAUAAUCUCGAGCUGGAUGUCCAAGACGAACAGUCAAUCGCCCUGGCUGCCGGGUACGUCAAGGAAAACUUCGGACAAAACCUCAGGCUGCUUAUCAAUGUAUCCGGUGUCUUGCUACCUGAAAAGUCCAUCCUCAAAAUCCAAAAAGGAGAGAUGCAAAAGACUUUCGAGGUUAAUACGUUUGGGCAUCUAUUGACUUACAAGCAUUUCGUGCCACUCCUACCGCUCAAGGUAGACCCAAAACCAACUGAUGCGGAGGAUCCGUCUAUGGGCCUAGUCAAGCCGGAGGUCAACGUGCUCGCAAGUCUCAGUGCGAGGGUGGGCAGUAUUGGAGACAACUCCCUAGGAGGAUGGUACUCCUACCGCUCCUCCAAGACCGCCCUCAACCAGAUCAUCGUCACCUUACAGAACGAGCUGGCCGCCCGGAGCUCGAUCUCGCCCACUGUCACUGUCGCCUUACAUCCAGGCACCGUCGCCGGCACCGAGCUCUCGCAGAGGUUCGUCCCCAAAGAUCUCUCCGGUUCCAAGCAGGGCAUCCACGACACCGAAACCGCCGCCAGUUCACUCCUCAACGUCAUCUCGAAAUUGGGAAUAGGCGAUGGUGGUCAAUUCUUCGAUUAUAAAGGCGAGAAUAUCGUUUGGUGA